Salvelinus fontinalis (brook trout) is the source of this 5058-nucleotide messenger RNA. Its product is annotated as huntingtin-like. Lineage: Eukaryota; Metazoa; Chordata; Actinopteri; Salmoniformes; Salmonidae. Bases 334 to 4782 code for a protein of 1482 amino acids. The record is from RefSeq and is a predicted model, not a curated record. The transcript has 34 exons. Gene Ontology annotation, cellular component: cytoplasm; nucleus.
CCAACUGUCACAGAGCUCCCACUUCCUUGUGAUUCUGUCGGGGUGCAUCGAAGAUGGGUUUGAGUAUGGAUGGUAGCUACAUCAACCAACGUCCUAUUCAUUUACUGAGACUAUUGUAAAGAAAUAAAGCAUUUUUUUUUGCGUCGAAAAGUGAAGGUGGAGAGGCGGCAGUAGUAGUCGCGAAUAGUGUUCACACGCUCGUCGUACUACGGACAGCUCGCUUCCCCGUGCGUUUUUUUUUUAUUGCCCCCCGGUUGAUUCCGAUAGCUAGCUAACUGAUACUAACGACAAUUUUGUAAAUAUUAGCCAGCUAAGCUAACCACUGCUGGUAAAAUGGCCACCAUGGAUAAAUUGAUGAAGGCCUUUGAAUCUCUCAAGUCAUUCCAACAACAACAGGGACCGCCAACGGCCGAGGAGAUGGCUCAAAAACAGAAGAAAGAGCUGGCCACCACCAAAAAGGACAGAGUGGCCCACUGCCUGACCAUAUGUGAGAACAUCGUUGCUCAGUCUCUGAGAACGUCUCCGGAGUUCCAGAAGCUUCUGGGCAUCGCCAUGGAGAUGUUCUUGCUGUGUAGCGACGACAGAGAGUCAGACGUCAGGAUGGUGGCAGACGAGUGCCUGAACAAAAUCAUCAAGGCGUUGAUGGACUCCAACCUGCCUCGACUGCAGCUGGAGCUCUACAAAGAGAUUAAAAAGAACGGUGCCUCUCGGAGCCUGAGGGCUGCUCUCUGGAGGUUCGCUGAGCUAGCACACCUCGUCAGACCACAGAAAUGCAGACCCUACCUGGUGAACCUCCUCCCCUGUCUCACCAGGAUCACUAAGAGACAGGAGGAGACUGUUCAGGAGACCCUGGCUGCUGCCGUUCCUAAGAUCAUGUCUGCUCUGGGACACUUCGCUAACGACGGAGAGGUCAAGGUGUUGUUGAAGUCGUUUGUGGCCAACCUGAAGUCCGCUUCUCCUACGAUCCGCCGGACGGCCGCCAGCUCAGCGGCUAAUAUGUGUCAACACUCUAGACGGUCCUCCUACUUCUACACCUGGCUGCUCAACGUCCUGCUGGGUCUGUUGGUUCCUGUAGACGAGGAACAUCCUAACCACCUGGUUCUGGGGGUGUUGUUAACCCUUCGCUACCUGAUGCCUCAACUACAGCAACAGGACAGGACCACCAGUCUGAAAGGAAGCUUCGGAGUCAUGAGGAAGGAGGCAGACUUACAGCCCACGCCCGAACAGCUACUGCAAGUCUAUGAGUUGACUCUACACUACACCCAGCAUGGUGACCACAAUGUGGUGACCGCCUCUCUGGAACUGAUGCAGCAGAUGUUCCGGACUCCUCCCCCGGAGCUACUGCACAUGCUCAUUACGCCCGGCAGCGUUCCGCACGCCAGCGUGUUCAGACAGGACGUCGAGAGACGCGCACACUCCGGCAGCAUCCUGGAGUUCAUUGCCGGGGGCGGGUCUUCCUGUAAUAGUCCACUCCUCCUCAGAAAACAGAAAGGCAAGAUGCUGUCGGGGGAGGAGGAGGGGUUGGAGGACGACCCUGAGAGGGCAGAGGUCACCACCGGGGCCUUUACAGCCUCUGUCGCGGGCGCCGACGCCACCGCCCAGGUGGUCGACAUCAUUACCCAGCAGCCCCGUUCCUCACAGCAUGCUCUGCAGCCCGGCGAGUCCGUGGACCUCGGUGGCGCCUCCUCGGAACAAGGAACGACUGCCCUCGGGACCUCCGGAACCGUCUCCGGCGGCGAGGGAGGGGCGGGGACUCCCGAGUCGCCCAAUGACAACGCAGCGGAUGAGGACAUGCUCAGCCACAGCUCCAGCGGGGCUAACGUUACCCCGGAAACGGCCGACUACGCCACACCGGAGAACGCGGAGAUGCCCGACGGGCCCUUGCUGGACCCCCUAGGAGACCCCUCGCUGCCCCCGAGCGCCGACUCAUCACAGACCACCACGGAGGGGCCGGACUCGGCCGUCACGCCUUCAGACGUCGCUGAACUCGUGUUGGACACCAGUGAGAGCCUGUAUUCAGGGAUGCAGAUCGGAACUUUACAGGAUGAGGAAGAAGAGGGAGCCGCACCUUCAUCACACCCUGAACCCUUCUCCCAGUCCGCACUGGCUUUGAGUAGGCCCCACCUCCUAGAGGGCAGAGGUCACAACAGACAGGCGUCAGACAGCAGUGUGGAUCACUUCAUACCAAAGGAGGAACCAGCGGAGACCACAGAGCUGGAGAACAAGCCAUCGAGGAUAAAGGGUCCGAUUGGCCACUACACAGACCAAGGGGCGGAGCCACUGGUUCACUGUGUACGACUCCUCUCUGCCUCCUUCCUGCUGACUGGACAGAAGAAUGGGCUGGUCUCUGAUAAAGAGGUCCGUGUCAGUGUGAAGGUUCUAGCAGUCAGCUGUAUUGGAGCAGCAGCUGCUCUUCAUCCUGAAGUCUUCUUCAACUCUCUGUACCUGGAGCCACUGGACGGAGUUACACAGCAGGAGCAGCAGUAUAUCAGUGAUGUGUUGUGUCUGGUCAGUCAUGGAGACCCUCAGGUCAGAGGUGUUACAGGCGUGUUGUGUGGCUCUGUAAUCCACUCUGCUCUCACCAAGACACGUUACAACAUACACACCUGGAUGACCAGCGUACACACCUCUACAGGUAACCCGUUGUCCCUGGUGGAUCUAGUUCCUGUACUCCAGAACACUCUAAAGGACGAGUCCUCUGUCACCUGUAAGAUGGCCUGCUCUGCAGUCAGGCACUGCAUCAUGACUCUUUGUAGCAGUACUCUGAGUGAGUUGGGCCUGCAUCUUCUGGUUGACCUGCUGACCUUAAAGGACUGUUCCUAUUGGCUGGUCAGGACGGAACUCCUGGACACUCUGGCAGAGAUAGAUUUCCGGUUGGUGAACUUCCUGGAGAAGAGAACAGAGAGUUUACACAAAGGAGAGCAUCACUAUACUGGGUUGCUAAGGUUACAGGAGAGAGUGUUGAAUGGCGUUGUGAUUCAUUUGUUGGGAGACGAAGACCCUCGAGUUCGACACAUAGCCGCUGCCACUGUCAGCAGGCUGGUCAGCAUGUUGUUCUAUGAGUGUGACCAGGGCCAGGCUGAUCCGGUGGUGGCUAUAGCCAGGGACCAGAGCUCUGUCUAUCUACAGCUACUGAUGCAUGAGACGCUACCGCCUUCACACUUUACUGUCUCUACCAUCACCAGGACGUAUCGUGGUUAUAACCUGUCUCAGGGAGUGUCAGACGUCACUGUGGAGAAUAACUUGUCAAGAGUCGUCUCUGCUGUGUCCCACGCUCUCACCUCCUCUACGUCACGGGCCCUCACUUUUGGCUGCUGUGAGGCGCUGCAUCUUCUGACCACCACCUUCCCAGCAUGCACCUGGAGUACGGGCUGGCACUGUGGCUACGUCAGCUCCACCGUCACACACCCCAACCGAUCCAACCUCAACCGCUCCCGGGCACGCUCACACAGCCUCUCCCAGCCCGGCUCAGGCCCAUUGGAGGAAGGGAAGAGGACUCUAACAGUAGGGAUGGCUAACAUGGUGUUGUCUCUCCUGUCUUCUGCCUGGUUCCCUCUGGACCUCUCUGCUCACCAGGAUGCUCUGCUGCUGGCCGGGAACCUGCUCGCUGCGGCGGCUCCAAAGUGUAUGUGUAGUCCCUGGGCUGGGGAGGAGGAGGGAGGGCCGGUCCCUGGUAAGACAGAGGAGCCCUGGGCAGCGGUGGGGGAGCGCCCCCUGGUGGUCCUGGUGGAACAACUCUUCUCUCACAUCCUCAAGAUACUCAACAUCUGUGCCCACGUGCUGGACGACACGCCGCCCGGACCCGCUAUCAAGGCCACCCUGCCGUCCCUAGCCAACGCUCCCUCCCUCAGCCCCAUCAGAAGGAAAGGCAAGGAGAAGGAGGUAGCAGAGCCAAGCACCACUCCCAUGAGCCCUAAGAAAGGCAGCGACACCAACACUGGCAGGCCAGCGGACAGCGCGGGGUCCACCGCUAACGUCAACAAGUCCACAACCCUGGGAAGCUUCUAUCAUCUACCGACCUACCUCAAACUGUACGACGUCCUCAAAGCUACACACACCAACUAUAAGGUGACGUUGGACCUCCACAGCACCAAUGAGAAGUUUGGAGGGUUCCUUCGUUCUGCCCUGGACGUUCUGUCUCAGCUGCUGGAGAUGGCCACGCUACACGACAUCGGAAAGUGUGUGGAAGAGAUCCUCAGCUACCUGAAACUUUGCUUCUCCAGAGAACCUCUGAUGGCCACGGUCUGUGUUCAGCAGUUAUUGAAGACGUUGUUUGGUACCAACCUAGCCUCCCAGUACGAGGGGGCCCAGGGCGGUCCUAGUCGUUCCCAGGGGAAGGCUCUCCGUCUGGGCUCGUCCAGCCUGAGACCUGGCCUCUACCACUACUGCUUCAUGGCUCCCUACACCCACUUCACCCAGGCCCUGGCCGACGCCAGCCUCAGGAACAUGGUACAGGCUGAACAGGAGCAGGACGCCUCAGGGUGGUUUGAUGUAAUGCAGAAGGUGUCCAACCAGCUGAGAUCCAGUAUCACCAACGUAACCAAGCAGAGAGGAGACAAGAAUGCGAUCCACAACCACAUCCGUCUGUUUGAACCUCUGGUGAUCAAGGCUCUGAAACAGUACACCACCUCCACCUCUGUAGCGCUGCAGAGACAGGUCCUAGACCUGCUGGCACAGCUCGUACAGCUACGAGUCAACUACUGUCUGCUGGACUCAGACCAGGUGUUCAUAGGUUUCGUAUUGAAGCAGUUUGAGUACAUUGAGGUGGGACAGUUCAGGUAAGACCUUCACCCCCUUUUCAUCACCUUUUGACCAAGCACCCAAAAAGGGCUUGUCUUAUUUCUAAACUAUUUGUUAAGAAAGCUACUUCCUGUUCUCAUUGUAUGAUUGUGUCCAUCCAAAAAGGGCUUGUCUGAUUUCUAGACUUUAAAUUGAGCUCGUUGUCUGAUGUUCUCUGUCUCUCUGUCUCUGUCUGUCUCUGUCUGUCUCUGUCUGUCUCUGUCUGUCUCUGUCUGUCUCUGUCUGUCUCUGUCUGUCUCUGUCUGUCUCUGUCUGUCU